AGUUCCCCAUUAACUUUACAUGUGGAAUAUUUAAACAAUGCAACCGAAUGCCUAGAAUUACAACAAUAUUCAACAUUCUAAAAGUUGACCAAACUCUCGAAUGACUCUGCAGUCGAAAUGCGUUCGUCCAUCCUGUAUUCUAUUCCUUCUACACCGCGUCAUGGUGAAGUCAGAUUAUUCCAUAUAAGGAGGUGAGGUUUGGAGAAUUGAUCGGGCCACAUCAAGAAAAGCACUCAUACGUUGUAGUGAACUAGUGCAGAGUAGACUCUCGACAAGGAUACAGAGACAGUAGGCUAUCACCUGAACUAUCAUAAACCGUAUUAAGAGAUAUCAUUUACACUCCUGUUUAUUAAAAUGGACUGCGCUUUUGAACACUUGGAUGCUGUUGGUUUUCUGGAGAUUUGGCAACACUUUGAUGCAGACGAUAAUGGUUACAUUGAGGGGAAAGAGUUGGAUCACUUCUUCCGUCACAUGAUGACGAAAUUAGGUCCGGAGGAUAAAGUAACAGAGGAGAGGGUCCAGAGGCUGAAGCAGAGGUUCAUGUCAGCCUAUGACGUCACCGCAGACGGACGCCUGCAGAUCCAGGAGUUGGCCGUGAUGAUCCUUCCACAGGAGGAGAACUUCCUCCUGGUGUUCCGCAGGGAAGCCCCUCUGGACAACAGUGUAGACUUUAUGAAGAUCUGGAGAAAGUAUGAUGCUGACAGCAGUGGAUACAUAUCAGCUGUGGAGCUGAAGGGUUUCCUGAAGGACUUGUUCCAGAAGCACGGGAAGGCUGUGUCCUCCAGCAAACUGGACGAGUACACAGACGCAAUGAUGAAGAUUUUUGACAAAAAUAAGGACGGUCGCUUGGAUCUGAACGAUUUGUCCAGGAUCUUGGCUCUAGAAGAGAAUUUCAUGCUACAGUUCAAAAUGGAUGCCUCCAGUCAAGAAGACAGGAAGAGAGACUUUGACAAAAUAUUCAACCACUAUGAUGUUAGUAACACCGGAGCUUUGGAAGGACCAGAGGUGGAUGGCUUUGUAAAAGACAUGAUGGAACUGGUCAGGCCCAGCAUCACUGGUCCAGAGCUGGACAAACUGAGGGCUGUGCUGCUGGGACACUGUGACGUCAACAAAGAUGGAAAGAUCCAGAGGAAUGAGCUAGCGCUGUGCCUGGGAAUGAAGCCCAAUAAGGCCUAGUCUUCCCCGUGCAGAGAAGACCUCUAACUACUGAUCCUUCCCUUCACUCUGAUGCAUCCAGAACACCCAGAACGGACCCUUCCCAUCACUCUGAUGCAUCCAGAACACCCAGAAUGGACCCUUCCCAUCACUCUGAUGCAUCCAGAACACCCAGAACAGAUCCUUCCCUUCACUGUGAUGCAUCCAGAACACAAAGAACGGAUCCUUCCCUUCACUGUGAUGCAUCCAGAACACCCAAAGAAGACAACAGCUGCCAGUGUUUUAGCAUGUUGUAGAACAAGCACUGUUCUGAAUGAUAUUUGUCUUUCUUGUGAUAGAUUCAAGAUAAGACAGAAUAAUACAGGUAGCCUACUGGUAAAUUAAUACAGAAUAAUACAGGUAGCCUACUGGUAAAUGAAUACAGAAUAAUACAGGUAGCCUACUGGUAAAUUAAUACAGAAUAAUACAGGUAGCCUACUGGUAAAUGAAUACAGAAUAAUACAGGUAGCCUACUGGUAAAUUAAUACAGAAUAAUACAGGUAGCCUACUGGUAAAUGAAUACAGAAUAAUACAGGUAGCCUACUGGUAAAUUAAUACAGGUAGCCUACUGGUAAAUUAAUACAGAAUAAUACAGGUAGCCUACUGGUAAAUGAAUACAGAAUAAUACAGGUAGCCUACUGGUAAAUUAAUACAGAAUAAUACAGGUAGCCUACUGGUAAAUGAAUACAGAAUAAUACAGGUAGCCUACUGGUAAAUUAAUACAGGUAGCCUACUGGUAAAUUAAUACAGAAUAAUACAGGUAGCCUACUGGUAAAUUAAUACAGAAUAAUACAGGUGGCCUACUGGUAAAUUAAUACAGAAUAAUACAGGUAGUCUACUGGUAAAUUAAUACAGAAUAAUACAGGUAGCCUACUGGUAAAUUAAUACAGAAUAAUACAGGUAGCCUACUGGUAAAUUAAUACAGAAUAAUACAGGUGGCCUACUGGUAAAUUAAUACAGAAUAAUACAGGUAGCCUACUGGUAAAUUAAUACAGAAUAAUACAGGUGGCCUACUGGUAAAUUAAUACAGAAUAAUACAGGUAGCCUACUGGUAAAUUAAAGUGUAUCUAUUUGAAAAAGCAGGAGAGGUCUCAAUGUUCAAGACUGUGUUGUGAAUGAUGCUUAUAUUUUUCUUGUUGUGUUUUGUUGGCCUGGGCAUAGCUGGCUAUUGGACAAUUUGCAUGUAAAUGUAGUACUGUAUUGUACAUUAGGUGAGUUGCUGUUUUUAAUAUUAUAUGAUGAUGUUUAACAAUGAUAAUUAAAUCAAGAAUAGUGGCA
Molecule: messenger RNA, 2472 nt
Organism: Oncorhynchus nerka (sockeye salmon)
Lineage: Eukaryota; Metazoa; Chordata; Actinopteri; Salmoniformes; Salmonidae
Product: secretagogin-like
Exons: 13
Coding region: 355-1176 (273 amino acids)
Biological process (GO): regulation of long-term synaptic potentiation; regulation of presynaptic cytosolic calcium ion concentration
Cellular component (GO): cytosol; terminal bouton; synapse
Molecular function (GO): calcium ion binding
Source: RefSeq, a predicted model, not a curated record